This is a messenger RNA of Lagopus leucura (white-tailed ptarmigan), 971 nucleotides long. It is a transcript of the gene ID4, whose product is annotated as inhibitor of DNA binding 4, HLH protein. Gene Ontology annotation, biological process: negative regulation of transcription by RNA polymerase II; cell differentiation; circadian regulation of gene expression. Lineage: Eukaryota; Metazoa; Chordata; Aves; Galliformes; Phasianidae. The record is from RefSeq and is a predicted model, not a curated record. The transcript is spliced from 3 exons. Gene Ontology annotation, cellular component: nucleus; cytoplasm. The coding region runs from base 86 to 511 and encodes 141 amino acids. Gene Ontology annotation, molecular function: protein dimerization activity; transcription regulator activity.
GUGGCGGCGGGCGGGCGGCGCGUGCCCGAGGUCGCGGGAGGAAGUGGCGGGGGAGGUCCCAGUCUCUCUCCGUGCCCGCGGCACCAUGAAAGCCGUGAGCCCCGUCCGGCACCCCGGGCGCAAGGCGCAGCCCGCCGGGGCGGGCGGCGGUGGCGGGCAUCCGGCGCUGCGGUGCUUGGCCGAGCACAGCGGCUGCAAAGGGGGCGAGGAGCCGGCGGCCCUGUGCCUGCAGUGCGAUAUGAAUGACUGUUACAGCCGGCUGAGGAGGCUGGUGCCCACCAUCCCGCCCAACAAGCGGGUCAGCAAAGUGGAGAUCCUGCAGCACGUCAUCGACUACAUCCUCGACCUGCAGCUGGCUCUGGAGACGCACCCGGCGCUGCUCCGGCAGCCGCCGCCCGCCCUGCACCCGGGCGGUUGUCCCGCGGGCACCCCGCGCACCCCGCUGACGGCCCUCAACACCGACCCGGCUGGCUCUGUUAACAAGCCGGGGGACAGCAUCCUCUGCCGCUGAGCGCCGCUGCCCAGGUGCACGGCGGGGGGCGGGCGGGGCGAUGCCCGUUCUGAGCCGCUCCCAGGCUCCGGCCGGCCCCCGUCUCCCCGUGCGCGACUCCCCGGCCCCGCUGCUCUUCUCUCCCCGCGGUGUUGGCGGUGGGGUCGGACCGAACAGGAGGAGCGGCGGCUCUGCCCCGGGACCGAGUGCGACGGAGGGACGAGCACGGCUCCACCGCGCAGCGCUGCCGACCUCCGGAGCGCGUAUAGAUAGACCUCGUCUAUUGUUUAAAAUAGAUGGCUUAUGGGGCCCGGGAACUUUUCUUCUCCCUGCAGGAAUGUUGCAUACUGUACAGAGAAACGAGUGACAUUUCAUACUGUGUACAUAGAGAGAUGUUCUAUAAGUGUGAGAAAAGUAUAUGCUUUAAUAGACUACUGUAAUUAUAAAAUAUUUUUAAUUAAAUAUUUUUUUGUAAAUAUGA